This is a messenger RNA of Amoebophrya sp. A120, 808 nucleotides long. Lineage: Eukaryota; Dinophyceae; Syndiniales; Amoebophryaceae. The record is from the annotation of a GenBank genome assembly.
GGAAGGAGUACACCAUGGUCGGGAGCAUCGACUUGGUCGCGCCGACCUUACUGAGUCGAAAGACCUCGUUCAAUUGUUUUCUGGGGAAGGAGUGCAAGGUGGACAUGAGCUUGAAUGGGUUUGACGAGAAGAAAAAGUCGGUCUUCCGUUGGACUUUUCCGAAGCAAUACGGUUACAGUAUCGCGGUGAACGGCGCGCCUGGCGCGGAUAUGAGUACGAAGGAAGCUGAGGAUUGCUUCUUGCCGGAGUUUGAAGGGUUGGAGGUUUUAACAAAAACGAACACGAGUGACACAACCUCGGUGGAUUUUGUUCCGAGAAGCGAUUACUUUGAGGGCAUGCAGGCGGAGUUGGUGUUUGAUUGGGAUAGGGUGAUUUCCAGCGGAAGUGGGGGUUCUGACGAUGAUAUUACCUCGACGGACGAUAGCAGUGCGACUGCGAUGAACGAUACAAUGAACGGAACUUCUGGAGGAAACAGUAGUACUACUGCAAUUAUGCCGACUGCAAUGGGAAUCGUAGUACUAGCCCCUACAACUGCACCCGACUCUGGUGCUUCAAAUUCCGCGGCAACGACAAACGACGCCCAAGUCCACGUAUCCUUCGGCUUCCCGCGCAACGCCCGCCCGGGCCGGUAUUUGCUCUGCUGGUCUAAAUCUAGCCGCGGGCAGCGAGUGAAGGUCGCGGAGAUCUUUUUACGAGGUCCGAACGAGCAGGUGAGUGGCUGCACUCUCGGGGUCUCCUGUGGAAUUUCUUUGUCAAGCCCGGUCAAGGAAACGUUCUCCAUUGCGGACUCUCUCCGGCUGAUCACGAC